This is a messenger RNA of Sclerotinia sclerotiorum 1980 UF-70, 603 nucleotides long. RefSeq lists its product as hypothetical. NCBI's taxonomy places the organism in Eukaryota, Fungi, Ascomycota, Leotiomycetes, Helotiales, Sclerotiniaceae. The record is from RefSeq and is a predicted model, not a curated record. Gene Ontology annotation, molecular function: peptidyl-prolyl cis-trans isomerase activity. Gene Ontology annotation, biological process: protein peptidyl-prolyl isomerization. The transcript has 3 exons. Bases 1 to 603 code for a protein of 200 amino acids.
AUGCGUCUUUCAACUAUUUCCAUUCUUGCUCUCGCAUCCAGCGUUCUCGCAGCUGAAGUUAAGAUUGACGUUACAAAGGCUGUAGAGUGUGAGCGCAAGACUCAAAAGGGUGAUAAGAUUCAUGUGCAUUACAGAGGAAACCUUGAAGAGAAUGGAAAGGUUGGUAAAGAGUUUGAUGCUUCUUACAACCGAGGUCAACCUUUAAGCUUUGUUGUUGGAAAGGGUAGUGUUAUUAAAGGAUGGGAUGAUAAUCUUCUUGAUAUGUGUAUCGGUGAAAAGAGAGUUCUUACUAUUCCUCCUGAAUUUGGUUAUGGUGAUAGAGCUAUGGGUCCAAUCCCAGCAAAGAGUACAUUGAUUUUCGAAACCGAACUCAUGGGCAUUGAAGGAGUCCCCAAACCUGAAACCAUUAUCGAAAAGACCUCCUCAUCAGAUGCCGCUGAUACAGCAACCGAUAGCGCAUCAUCUCUAUCAGACAAAGCCACCGAAAAAGCUACUGAAGCAGCAAAAGGAGGUGUGAAAAGUGCUAUUUCUGAAGCCGCAGAGGCUGUCAAGACAGCUCUUGCUGAUACUGAUGGUGAUGGACAGGAGCACAACGAGUUGUAG